AUGCCAGCAGAUUGCCACGUCCUACGCCAGAGCCUCACCUUCCAGCAGCAGCUUCAAGUUGCCGCUUUCUAUCGCAAGAACAAGGAAACUCUCCCAAUGGGCAAGAUUGUCUAUUCCCUUUGUAAUCAGGGCUUCUCAACAAUUUGCCGCCAGACCAUUCUCCGUCAUGUAUCUAACAAAGACACCACUUGCCAGUACAUUUGCAAAGAUAUUUGCAAUAGUACCUUGAGCCAAUAUCAAUCUGGUGUCUUGCCUGCACUUGAGCUCAAGCUCUAUGAAUUCAGGAUCAAGCAGUACACCUUCCAUGGUGAGGCUGCAUCGGCACCAAUUGCAGAGCUCAAGAAUCACAAAUGCACAAUCCAAGAGGUGCUUUCUCAAUACCCUGAGGACAGCGUCUUCAAUGUUGAUGAGACAGCGCACCUACCUUCACAGAGUCCCAAGUCUGGCCUUGCUUCUCAAGCCUUACCUGGGGUCAAGGCAGACAAGACACGGCUAACAUAUGUACUUGGGACUAGUGCUACAUGUCCUAGACGUCUAUAA
Rhizoctonia solani is the source of this 540-nucleotide messenger RNA. RefSeq names its product tigger transposable element-derived protein. NCBI's taxonomy places the organism in Eukaryota, Fungi, Basidiomycota, Agaricomycetes, Cantharellales, Ceratobasidiaceae. Bases 1 to 540 code for a protein of 179 amino acids. The record is from RefSeq and is a predicted model, not a curated record. The transcript is spliced from 2 exons.